Theileria equi strain WA is the source of this 1287-nucleotide messenger RNA. RefSeq lists its product as hypothetical. NCBI's taxonomy places the organism in Eukaryota, Apicomplexa, Aconoidasida, Piroplasmida, Theileriidae. The coding region runs from base 1 to 1287 and encodes 428 amino acids. The transcript has a single exon. The record is from RefSeq and is a predicted model, not a curated record.
AUGAAUCCAAACUCUCCAUUGAGUUGCUGUAGACCCAAAAAUGAACAAUCAAGUCCACUUUUCAGGCAGCAAUAUGUAAACCAGGGUGGUAAAGUCAAACUAACAAUGCCGCUAUCACCAAUGCACUAUCUAACUAAUGCAAAUGGAUACAUCAAUGACAUGAGGUACCCUCCUCUAAGAUGGGAGAAUAAUACGUUCCAUUACCCAGGAGUUUACGACUAUCCCGUUCCCCCAAGCGAUGUAAUAAAACAUCCAUACGAUUUUGACUUUAAAGAAAGAUUUGACAAUGAGCCAAGUUAUAACACGAGAAAGGCUGUUACACCUACAAUGUCAUUUGUGGCGCAACCAAAGAGGCAAACUUCAGCUCACUAUGUCAUACCAAGCCCAGAGUGUAAUAAUUGUCAAGUCAAUGGACCAAACAUUGAAAUACUCUUGGCAAGUGUUAACGAAAAGCUCUUGGAGAUUAUGAAGAAACUGGUCGAUGUGGAUGAAAAGGUGUCAAGGUUGGAAAAGGCUUAUGGAGAUUUAGCAAUAAAGAAUAAAGUUGCCGAAGCUAUGAACGAGGUCAUUCCUCAAAAAACAUUCGCACAAAUUCAUAAUCCACAAGAAGAAAAUCCAAACCACGACGAUAAAUUGGUGAAGAAUAUGUCAAUUGUAUCUCAGGUACAGAGUGAACUCAAGGAUACAAGCGACUUAGUGGGAAAAUAUCUCAAGGUAAAUCACUAUCAAAAGAGUAAAGACGUAGGAAUGAGACAAGAGACCUUAAAUAAUAGACUAGUGCAUGCAAAGGAAGAUGAACCGAAAUCGAAAGCAAUUGGUUCUGGAAAGAAUGUACCAGCUAUUUUAAAUGGAAAUGACAAAUGUGCUGAGGGUACAGAAGAACUCGCACUUGCAGAGGAAAAAAAUUCGGAAAUCCUAGAGGCUAUUGAAAGGAGAUUUAAAAUGCUUAUUGGGAGCAUGAACUCAAAAAGCGUUUCUGAGGACCCCAAGAGUAAAAACGAGAUUUGUCUUCCUGGGGAAAAUGGCGAAACAAAAGAUACCUCAUUGGCUAUGAAACCCGUUAUAUGUACACCCCCAGCCCUUGUGAAUGAAGAUGUUAAUCCACCACAGGAGAUUAAAGAUCUGAAUCUAACUGACACGGAAAUAAAGUAUCUGGAAGACUGUUAUGAGAAGGAAACCGAGGAUAGACUAACAUGUGACUUGGUUCCAGAAACUAGAACAGACUUUGAGACCAUUAUAAAGGAAGAUUCCCUUUGUGGAAUGAAUACGAUGGAAUUUUGUGAAUAA